UUUUAAUUUUUUGAUAAUGUUAUAUCAUAGACAAAAUAGUAAAUAGGAUGAUAAUAAUAGUGUGAAACCGAAAAUUUCAUUUGCAAAUAUUGAUGGAUUUAUUCGAAUAAUUGGAAUAUAAAUUGAAAAAUGGCUCCAGUGUUUCAAUCAAAAUUUUCAAUUCGUUCAAUAUUAUCAGACAAAAAGGCCUCUUUGGAAGAAGAAAAAAAUAAUUGCAUGGAAAUGUUACCCACAAGUGAAACCAACACUGGUUCUUUAGAUGAGGUAUCAUCGGAUGAAUCCACCUCCUCUAGUGGCAAAUCAACACCAGAUGUGAAACCGACAUACACAUAUAGUGCACUCAUCGUGUUGGCCAUACGCAACAGCCCCGAGAAACGUUUGACAUUGAGCGGAAUAUGUGAGUGGAUAGCAAAAAGCUUCCCUUAUUUUCAAAAGAACAGAAACGUUUGGCAAAAUUCCAUACGUCACAAUUUAAGCUUGAAUCAAUGCUUUGUGCGCAUACCACGUGCAUUAGAUGAUCCAGGACGCGGUCACUAUUGGACAUUAGAUUCAUCCGCUGAGGACUUGACAAUUGGAGAAACCACAGGCCGUUUACGACGUCAUAGUAGUUCUGCGAUGAAUCGUACUGCUGCUAUGCGAUCACGAGCUACUUUGCACUACGGAAAUGGUUACGGGCAUCCUUAUCAUCAUAUUAUGAGCAAUGGAAUACCGAUUAAUCCUCACUAUACUCCUAACGCUGUAUACUUCCCAACUCCAGACGAAGUUCACUUUAUUCGACAGACUGUCGUUCAGAAUCAACAAGCCUGGAAUAAUUACCAACUUCCAGUUCAAAAUCAAUUUCCAGCACAGUACCCACACUUAGCUCAACAGCAAUGUCCACCUGAAUACCGAAUUGUCGCUCAACAUCAACUUCAGGUUCAACAACAACCUCCGAUUCCGAUUCCAAAUCCAAUUCCUGCUGAACAUCACCUCCACCAUCAGCAGUCAAUACAGGUUCAGUACCACAAUCAACAAUUCAUAAUGCAAAGAGGACUUUCAAUGUAA
Teleopsis dalmanni is the source of this 1044-nucleotide messenger RNA. RefSeq names its product fork head domain transcription factor slp1-like. Bases 130 to 1044 code for a protein of 304 amino acids. The record is from RefSeq and is a predicted model, not a curated record. NCBI's taxonomy places the organism in Eukaryota, Metazoa, Arthropoda, Insecta, Diptera, Diopsidae. Gene Ontology annotation, cellular component: nucleus. Gene Ontology annotation, molecular function: DNA-binding transcription factor activity; sequence-specific double-stranded DNA binding. The transcript is spliced from 2 exons. Gene Ontology annotation, biological process: regulation of transcription by RNA polymerase II.